CAGUAGAGAAUUGGGUCCAAUUAUAUCUUUAUUUUUCUAUAGUUUCCUUAUUUAUCUCAUUUUCAUUUGUUAAUCAAUCUGUCAAUCACUUAUUUUACACACACACAGUCCUUAUUUGUCAUAUCAACUAGAGCAAACUUAUGAUUGGUUAGAGGGAGUUAAGUCCCACCCUCUCUUCACGCAGAAGUCAGUGAGUUGCAGCGCGGGUAAAACAGCAGCGGUCGGAGCGGAUGAGAAAUAGAGAGUUAGAACAGCGAUUAUUAACAUAUCCAUGAGAUAAAAUACUCUUCUGAAGACGUCAGAGGUGUGCGAGGGUCCGUGAGCCAGGAGUAGUAGCACUUUUGGCAUUAUCGUCUUGGCUGGGUUUUUUGAGAACUAGAGAACUGGAUCUGGAUUCUCCCUGUGGAUGGGAGAUGGCGAGCCCCCAGUGAGAUCUCUUCUUAACCUAAGGAGUGAAGAACCGAGACCUGAGGAGAGGACCUCGUAUCUUUUUUGCUUCCACUCAAGUAUCAGUGUGGUAGGACCACCACACAUCCGACUACUUGAAUUUUCCCCCCUGACUUGACAUAAAACAUUGACUUGAGCGCGCUGACUGAUAUCGCAAAGACAUUAAAGGGACAUUACACUCAUGGACACUUUCAAUUCAAGUUUUGCUGAAAGACUGUGAAAUCUUGAGAUAUUGAUGAUAAUUACACUGCAUUUUAUGUUCAUGUUUUAUAACUUGGUACAGUAAACUUACCUCACACGUUCCUCGUGGCUCCAUUUAUCUGUUUUGUCUGCCAUUCCCUUUUCAACCCUCCCAUUACGAACCUAGCCCCUGGUCCAUAUAUUCUUUAUUCUUUACCUUGUAGCACCUAUUGGGUUACAGGCAAAAUCUUGGCGAGCCAGCCAGGAGGGUUGUAUUUUGAUAGAAACACCUGCACUUUUGCUAUUUAAAAAAAAAAAAAGACAGACAACAAUUAAGUAAGUGGAGCAGCGAAGGACCUAUUUAAUAAUUACUUACCUUGAGUUUUACUGCUGAUUUAAAAAAUAUUUCUUUUGCAUUCAUCUGAAAAAAAUGGAGGUUGUGAGAUCAGAAAAUGUUAAAGUUCGAAAUGCAGUUUUGGUUUCUGGGUUGAGUGACACAGAGGUUGACAAAGAAGUUUUAGGCUUCUUGGAGCGAUAUGGGUCAAUAGCCAGAGUAGUUCAAGUUCCUUCUGCUGAUACAGAGUCAAAAAUCAUUGUUGAGUUUCAGCACGAGGCAACAGUCAGAGAGUUGGAGAAGCGGUUUUUACCCUUACACAGAGCUACUACAGACCCAAAGGUAAUUCACCACAUCCAAAGCCUAGCCAGUGUUUUCAGUACUGAGGGUAGUGCUUCAGCGACAGUAGCUUACUUAACUGAGCUAAGAGAAUUGGCAAAGCUGAGCACUAGAUCGUUCGAAGACAUUCUGAGGGCAGAGUUGGCUAGGAUAGGAGAGUCAGUGGGGACAGGGGCAGAAACCAGCACCACCGAGGCUCCUGCAGAACCAGAUCCAACAUCUCUUCCAGAUGAUUCCCACAUUAUGACACCUGUUUCUCCUGCCAUUGGGAAUGCAAGCUCAGGUAAUACUACCCCUCGACCAGCUGAAGAUACCACCGAGACUGUCCUGCCUACAGAAGGAAAAAUACAAUCUCCCCAGUUACCAGCAGACUUGGUUAGCACACCAGAGGUGCAACGUGUCAUUGUGGAGCACAUUGUUAAAAGCAGUGAGGUGGGUUCUCAAUCCAACUUAUCUUACAAGCUGAAACCUUUUUCAGGGAGAAUUCCCCACCCAGCUUUUGAAGUUGAUUAUGAUGCUUGGCGCAGCAGUGUGGAGUUUUGCUUAAAUGACCCCACUAUCUCAGAUACUCAGUUGGUGAGGAAAAUUGUGGAGAGUCUUUCACCCCCAGCAGCAAAUAUUGUGAAAUCAUUGGGCCCAACAGCUACACCCAAAUCUUACCUCACACUGCUUGACUCAGCUUACGCCACUGUAGAGGACGGUGAUGAGCUGUUCGCUCGCUUUUUGAACACCAACCAGAAUGUUGGCGAGAAAGCUUCUGAUUACUUACAGAGGCUAUACUCUGCCUUGAAUUCAGUGAUUAGCAGAAAAGGGGUAGCUCCCAGUGAUGCAGACAAACAACUCCUCCGUCAGUUUUGUCGUGGCUGCUGGGAUGGUCCCUUGAUAACUAAUCUCCAACUUGAACAACAGAGAAAUGAACCUCCAUCUUUCGCUGAGCUGCUUCUCCUACUGAGGACUGAAGAGGAUAAGCAGGCAAAUAAGGCAAUCAGAAUGAAGCAGCAUUUGGGGAUAACUAAAACAAAAGCUCUUUCACAAUUGCACACAACAUGUAUGCCAGACACGAUCAGUUCUUACCCCACAAUGGAUCCUGAUGAUGCUCCCAGUGCAGAUGGUGACCUCAAGAAGCUAAUUGCAAAUCUAUCUGCCCAAAUAGCACAGCUGCAGGCCAGAUGCACAGACAAACCUGUAAAAUCUGCAUCCAAGGGAAACAAAAAACAGCAACAAAAAACAAAACGUGAACCAGAAAUGAAAGAGAUUAAACAAAUCACAGCAAGGGUACCCCGACCUAAGCCAUGGUAUUGUUUCAGGUGUGGGGAAGAUGCUCACAUUGCUUCUAGCUGCAGCAAUGAACCAAACCCAGCUCUGGUAAGUGCAAAGAGAGAAGCACUCAAAGAAAAGCAGCGCAUGUGGGAAAUCCACAAUAACCCCACUGACUCCUCUGAUUUAAACUAG
This is a messenger RNA of Thunnus maccoyii (southern bluefin tuna), 2752 nucleotides long. RefSeq lists its product as uncharacterized. The transcript has a single exon. The record is from RefSeq and is a predicted model, not a curated record. The coding region runs from base 1058 to 2752 and encodes 564 amino acids. Gene Ontology annotation, molecular function: zinc ion binding; nucleic acid binding. Lineage: Eukaryota; Metazoa; Chordata; Actinopteri; Scombriformes; Scombridae.